UUUUCCCGUAGUACGGCUCCAGAUUUUUCCAAGCAGCGAAAACGUUGAAGGCGUAAUGUUACUACUGUUUAUUACGUACGGAUUAGAACGGUUUUUACGUUUUUGUUUCCAGCAUUUGUUCGUCUCCUAUUCUGCAUUCAUUUCACUUGUUAUGAUGUUAUCAUCUCUUUGAUAUUUGGAAAAUUUUCAAGGAAGCUGGAUACUUAAGAUUAGUGUGUGAACUGAUCGUUUCCUGCUCCAGUUUCCAAUUGUCGAGAUAAUAGUUAUUUGCCUGUUCUUUUUUGGGCUUAUUGGCGCUCCAGCAUUAAAUGGCACAAACUUCCUGCAAAUUGUGAAUCGUGUUCGUGCGCUAUUUUAUGAUUCCAGUGUCUGAAAUUCUGAGUAAGAUUAAUUUAUAUCAUUGGAAGAAAUGGCAAAAAAGGAUUAUGACCACUUAUUCAAACUUCUGAUUAUUGGAGACAGCGGUGUUGGCAAAAGUAGUCUGCUGUUGCGGUUUUCCGACAAUACAUUCACAGGAUCGUAUAUAACAACUAUUGGGGUGGAUUUCAAGAUACGAACUCUUGAAAUCAAUGGAGAGCGAGUGAAGCUGCAAAUAUGGGAUACCGCGGGACAGGAACGAUUUCGCACUAUCACAUCCACCUACUACAGGGGAACGCAUGGUGUAAUUGUGGUCUACGAUGUGACGAAUGGCGAAUCGUUCGGCAAUAUUAAACGCUGGUUGGAGGAAAUCGAGAAUAAUUGUGAAAACGUCAGUAGUAUUCUUGUGGGAAAUAAAGACGAUGAUCCAGAAAGGAAAGUGGUGACUACUAGUGAUGCUCAACGCGUUGCGGUGGCUUCCGGAAUACCGUUAUUUGAAACUAGUGCCAAAGAAAACCGAAAUGUUGAAGAGAUGUUCCGUGGAAUAACCAAGCUGGUGCUGGACAAUAAGAAGCGGAGUCUCAUGCAGAAUCCUUCUGAUGCUGGUGCACUGACGUUAACAGGAAAUAAUAAAUCCGGCCAUGAUAAAAAGACGAAGUGCUGUAAAUAAGGACGACGUGGAAAACGAAAUGCACAGCAGUGACUGCACCUACGAUUUCGCUGGCAUGUGUGCAGAAUUUCCGGAUAGCUCAGUCAGUCGUUUUUGUUUGUUCAAUUAGAAAAAUUAAAAAUGUGUUUCUGAGUAUUUGUUGUCUGAUUACUUAUUAAUACUAUAUAUUCUAUCUUGAAUGAGCAGCGAUAUCGGUGAUUCCAAAUGAGAUGCUCGAUUUUAUUUUGUUAAACUUUUUAUUGAUUUAUUUGGAUGUGGACAGUGGUUUGUUAUUGCGUAAGAACUUAAUACAUCGUUACGGAAUAU
Molecule: messenger RNA, 1333 nt
Organism: Paramacrobiotus metropolitanus
Lineage: Eukaryota; Metazoa; Tardigrada; Eutardigrada; Parachela; Macrobiotidae
Product: ras-related protein Rab-35-like
Exons: 8
Coding region: 410-1027 (205 amino acids)
Biological process (GO): protein secretion; regulation of exocytosis
Molecular function (GO): GTPase activity; GTP binding
Source: RefSeq, a predicted model, not a curated record